Molecule: messenger RNA, 4622 nt
Organism: Melanotaenia boesemani (Boeseman's rainbowfish)
Lineage: Eukaryota; Metazoa; Chordata; Actinopteri; Atheriniformes; Melanotaeniidae
Gene: crb2a
Product: crumbs cell polarity complex component 2a
Exons: 13
Coding region: 1-4413 (1470 amino acids)
Biological process (GO): heterophilic cell-cell adhesion; establishment or maintenance of epithelial cell apical/basal polarity
Cellular component (GO): plasma membrane; protein-containing complex
Molecular function (GO): calcium ion binding
Source: RefSeq, a predicted model, not a curated record
AUGGAGUCGGGGAAAAUUCAUUUAAAUCUAAAGACAGUCCUGCUGACAAUGAUGAUGUUCAAAUGGGGAACGCUCUGCACAGCCACAUCAGACAAGUGUUUGUCUGCACCCUGCCACAACGGAGCUACCUGUGUGGACACCAUGGAUGACUAUGCCUGUAUCUGUACUAGUGAAGGGGUGCGAUACAUGGGUAAAAACUGUGAUGAACUCUACGAUGGCUGCACCUUUGCUCCAUGUGAAGACUGCAUCAGCACUCCUGGUACCACCGAAUACCACUGCAUCUGCCCGCAUGGACUCACAGGUGACAACUGUACUGAGGAGGUGGACGAGUGUCAGAGCAACCCCUGCUCUGAGCCCAGACCACUGUGUGUAGACCAGCUGCAGGGCUACUUCUGCAGGUGUCCUGCUGGCUAUGGAGGUGAAGACUGCAGGACACAUAUCACUGACUGCAUUGACCAGCCCUGCAGGAACAACGGGACUUGUGUAUUACAACCAGAGGGCUUUAUAUGCCGCUGUGCCCCGGGAUUCGAGGGGACAACCUGUGAAAUGGAUGUGAACGAGUGUGUGUCAGAGCCCUGUCAGAAUGGAGCUAUCUGUAUAGACGGAGUGGCAGAAUACCACUGUUUCUGUGUGCCGGGUUUCCAGGGUUACAACUGUGAAAUCGACAUCAACGAGUGUGCUUCAAAACCCUGUGAGAACAAUGCCACCUGCAUCAAUGAGAAGGACCACUAUGAGUGUGAGUGCCUGGUUGGCUUUGCAGGAGUCAACUGUGAAACUGAAAUAAAUGAGUGCGACUCUUUUCCCUGCCACAACGGAGCCACCUGCCAUGACCUGUUUGGGAUGUACUCCUGUGAGUGUCCGGCUGGGUUUGAGGGCAUCGACUGUGAAGUGGAUGUUGAUGAGUGUGCCAGUGAUCCCUGUCAGAACAGAGCAGUCUGCCGUGACAUGGUGAACAGCUAUGAAUGUGACUGCAGUGAAACCGGGUUUGAGGGUGACCACUGUGAGGUGGACAUCCCAGAGUGUGCCUCCCAUCCCUGCCAGCAUGGGGCCACGUGUGUUGAAGGAAUCAAAGAAUACGCCUGCAUGUGUUGGCUCGGUUAUGAAGGACCUAACUGUGAGGUGGAUAUAGACGAGUGUGCUGAGCAGCCCUGCCAGAACAGUGGGGAGUGCUUUGAGCGCUCAGAUCCGUCUCACUGGGAGCUGGACUGGGAGCUUAACUUUGCAGAUGCAGCUGGUUAUAUCUGCCAGUGUCAGCCUGGUUUUGCAGGUGAGAACUGCUCUGUAAAUAUUGACGAGUGUGAGUCUGAACCCUGUCAGAAUGGAGGAGCUUGUGAAGACAAGAUCAAUGGUUACACUUGUGCAUGCUCUGCUGGAUUCUUAGGUGAGCUGUGUGAAGUGAACAUUAAUGAAUGUGAGAGCCAGCCCUGCAUGAACGGUGGCUGGUGUGAAGAUGGCCGAGCAUCCUACACCUGUCACUGCACUGAAGCUGAGCCAGGAAAGCUUCCUUGGGGGGGCGAUCACUGUGACGUUAAACUUUACGGCUGUGUUGACCAUGAAUGCCAGAAUGGAGCCACCUGCCACCCGUGGCUGGAGGAUGGAGAGCACGGUCACACAUGUCUGUGUCCUCACGGCUUCUACGACGAGCACUGCUCCACCAGAACAACCUUCUCCUUCUCCACACCUGGAUUUAUUCCCAUAGAGGUUGUUCUAGAAGAACGAACCCGCAGGGAGGUGGCACACAAUUUUCAUAAAGGUUUUGGGGUGCAGCUGCGCUUCCGGACUACGAUACCCAACACAUUACUGUUCUACAGAGGGGAUGUGGAUAACUACCUCCUACUGGAGAUUUUCGAUGGUGGUCUUAGUGCAAAAGCCUUUUCUGAGGAGUCUGAACUGGAUGUAACCUUCCCUGGUUUGGUUAGCGAUGGAUCUUGGAGGGAUGUUCAUGUGUUUCUGGAUACCAAAGGUCUGGUUUUGAUUCUGAAAGGCCCAGACUGCGACAGAGACGGGUGCAUGGUUACAGAUGGCGGCACAGACGAGCCACCUUUCCAGCCCUCUGAAGCCUUUACUAAUGUUUAUUUAGGUGGAGCACCAGUGGAGCUUCUGGAGCGCUCUGUAAGUGGUGCAGGAUUCAUCGGCUGUAUGGAAGACCUAAUGAUUGACUCAAAACCUGUUUUACCACAAACACUUCCAGAGGCCCAAGGCUUUGAACUGGGAUGCAGUAAGACUGAAUGGUGUAAGCCUGAUCCCUGCAGUGGUCAUGGGCGAUGUGUGGACCUGUGGACGAGCUACCAGUGUGACUGCUACCGGCCUUUCCACAGUGAGAGCUGCUCUGAAGAGUUCCCAUCAUGGACCUACAGCCACGAGGACUCCAUGAGCUUCAGUGCCUUUAACAUAAAGAAGAGCCACGGGAGCAACUUCACCAUUUCUUUCCUCCUGAAAUCAUUAAAACCAGACGGGCUGCUGUUCCAGCUCAGAAGACCCACAGCAGAGGCUGAAGGAGAGGUCUACCUCUCAGUCUAUCUGGGGAUGGGGAGGGUUUUUGUCAGAUCUCUGCCUAACAGCCCCCCGCUGACAGCUCCGAUCUUUGUGACCACUGGUGAGAAGCAGCUUCUGUUUGUGGAGGUCAAACACAGACAGGUGGUUUUUGGUCAUGCUGGCCUCCUCUACAGGAUAGGAGAGAUUCCUGAAGUGGCUGUUAACAGCGGGGAUCAAGUGUAUGUCGGAGGACUUCCCACAGACUGGGACUCUGAGAAGUGGGGGGGACAUUUCAAAGGUUGCCUCCAGGAUCUUCGUUUAGACUCGGUGCAUCUGGAUCGGGAUGGAUGGAAGAGUUCAUCUGAAGAAGUUUAUCCAGAGAGCGUUUCUGAAAAUGUGAAGACAGGCUGCAUCAGUGACGAUACAUGCAAGGUGAAGCCUUGUCAAAAUGGAGGAGAAUGUAUGAUCACUUUCAAUGACUUCACUUGCUCAUGUUCAGAGGAAUACAGAGGGAAGACCUGUGAAACCCACCUGUGGUGUGUUAGUGAUCCCUGCGUCAGCGGCGGCCACUGUGUGGACCUUCCUGAUGGAUAUGAAUGCUUAUUUAACGCCACGUUUGAGAACAACCCUGUGCAGUACAGCGCUGGAGGCUCGCUGGCUGAACCAGUCUCCAGCAUCUACCUGGAGCUGCGGACUCGAUCUGAGAACGCCGUGCUCCUCAGGGCCAGCUGGGGCAACCACCUGCUGAUGGUGGGGUUGCUGGAUUUCUCCGUUUUGGUGAAGAUCCAGAGUGAGAAUUACAUUGUGGAGUCGCUGAGCUUUAAAGGAAACCGGCAAGUGGCCGACGGACUUUGGCACCGUGUGAACAUCUCUAUGACUGACAGGGAUCGUAAAGCUUCGUCCUGGAUCAUCACUGUGGAUGGGAUCACAGACGGCAGCAGUGUGCCAGAGCACAUAGGAAGUGUUGGUUUCCUCAACAAGAAGGGGGCUGUUGUCGCUGUCGCUGAGAGCUUCACCGGCUGCCUGGGGGCGGUGAGGCUGGGAGGAAUCUAUCUUCCCUUUGGAGAUAACAACAAAGCUCCCCAGCCAUCCCAGUUUCAUCUCAUUGGAAAACCAACCAUCCAUCUGGGCUGCAGCAGUGCCCCAGUCUGUGAUUCAGACCCUUGCCUAAAUGGAGGCACCUGUGAAGACAUCUUCAAUAAAUAUGGCUGUUUGUGUGACUCUGGCUGGGAGGGACAGCAGUGUGAGACAGACGCCGAUGACUGUGCAUCGCAGCCCUGUGUCUACGGCAGCUGUAAGGACUACUUAGCUGGUUUUGAGUGUCGCUGUCAGCCUGGGUAUGCUGGCACCUUCUGUGAUGAGGAUAUCAACGAGUGUGAGGAUCACGCUUGUGAACAUGGAGGGACCUGUCAGGAUGGACCAAACAUGUACACAUGUGUGUGUCCCAAGGACUACAGUGGUCCCCGAUGCCAGUGGGACUAUCCUCCUAAAACGUGCAAGGAAGACAUCCAGUGUGCAAAUGAAGGCAUCUGCAACGACGGGCUGUGGGGAGCUAACUGUACAUGCAUGCCAGGUUUCACAGGAAGCAGGUGUGAAAUGGAGAUUGAUGAGUGUGAGUCGAACCCAUGCCAGAACGGAGGUUCCUGUUUGGAUCGAUUCAAUAUGUUUGUCUGUGAAUGCCCGCCUGGAUACAGCGGUCCAACCUGUGACACCAAUAAACAAGCCCAUAAACAAGGAAUUCCCUGGCUGAUGAUAGCCAUCCCACUGCUCUGCCUCUGCAUGCUGAUACUGAUAAUCAGCAUGACUUUUAUGGUGCUCACAGCAAGGAAGAAGCGACAGUCUGAGGGUGUGUACAGCCCCAGUUCUCAGGAGCUUGCUGGAGCCCGGCUGGAGAUGGACAGCAUGCUCAAAGUCCCCCCAGAGGAAAGACUCAUCUGACACCAAAACGGAUAGAUUCAGAUCUGAUAGGAGCAAAGACUCCCGAUCUACGUGAAGGCUGUCCAGCAUGUUGUUUAAUACAGCCCCCUUGUGGUAAUGGCCAGGUACUGACCUCGUGCAGCUUUGCACCAGUUUCAUGAUGCUGCCUCUGUCUUCCAUGAAUAUUGGCAUAAGGUGUUUAUAGAUCCAGUCCAGCCCGCUUUAAUACA